Messenger RNA from Saccharomycopsis crataegensis, 1548 nucleotides. RefSeq names its product telomere maintenance protein PBP2 (gene PBP2). Gene Ontology annotation, molecular function: RNA binding. The record is from RefSeq and is a predicted model, not a curated record. Lineage: Eukaryota; Fungi; Ascomycota; Saccharomycetes; Ascoideales; Saccharomycopsidaceae. The coding region runs from base 1 to 1548 and encodes 515 amino acids. The transcript has a single exon.
AUGCUCAAGCGUAAGAUCGAAGAAGAGCAGACUGAGGACACCACUCAGACCAAAAGAGUCGCCAUGGACUCGGAAAUGCUAGAGCAAGAAGAUGCAGAAAAGGACAAGCACCAGACCGCCCCAUUGCUCACAAGCACUACCACCACCACUACUGGUACUAUUACUACUACAGACGACAACACCACACAGCAACAGCCAGCAGAAGAUAUCCCAAAGAGAUCUACCCCAAUAUCAUCACAUAAGGUCCAGACAGGUGACGACCCAACUUAUGUCCACUUCCGUAUGCUCUGUCCUGUCAAAGAGGCCGGGCUUAUUGUUGGUAAAGGUGGUGAGAAGAUCAGCUAUAUCAAAGAGCGCUCUGGAGCUAGGGUUAAUGUGUCCGAGAACUUGAAAGGCGUGUACGAAAGGGUGGUCCAUGUCCGUGGACCUGCAGAAAAGGUGGCCAAGGCAUUUGGUCUCAUCACUAGAGUGGUGAUUGAUGAGCCAGAAACCCCUUCGAGCCCAGACUCCAAGCAGUACAUCCUAAAGCUUUUGGUGCCCCAUCCGGUCAUUGGGUUUGUCAUUGGUAAAGGUGGGACCAAGUUCAGAGAAAUUGAGGAAAAAUCCGCUGCCAAGUUGAAGGCCAGCGAGACCACCAUGAACUUUUCUACCGAUAGAUGUCUCAGUAUCACAGGGGUCCCAGAUGCCAUCCAUAUUGCCACCUAUUACGUCGGCCAGACCAUCUAUGAGAAUAAGAAGUACAUGCACAAGACCAAGGUGGUAUACUACAAUCCAGGCAACUCAAACUAUGGUAUGCCACCGCAAGGCGCUAUGUCGCCCCAAGGUACUGCCACUCCAGCGUUUCCUGGAGCUCCACAAUUCAACCCACCAAACUUCCAAUUCCAAGGGUUUGGGGCUCCAGCAGGGUUUGGUCCACAAAUGAUGGGGUUGAUGCCAAUGAAUAUGGGCGGAUAUAUGAAUGGCCAGCUUCGUGGAGGGCCUGGUGGGGCUGCCACCAAUGGUGGGGGUCCAGGAAACGCCGGUGGUGUCCAACAAGACGCUGGUCAGCGUCAAAUGAAACCUUAUCACGGAAUGAAUGGCGGUCAGUACCCAAGUCGUCUCUUGUCAAUGCCUCCAUCUUCUCGUAAUCACAUUUCCCUUGCUCCAGGCGCCGCACCUCAAGGAACCCUUCAACCUCCACAGAACUUUAUGCCAAUGGCAGGAAUGCAACAGCCUCAAACGUCACAGGAUAUUUACAUCCCUAACGAAUUUGUGGGAUCAGUGAUUGGUAAAGGAGGUAAGAACAUCAGGGAAAUCAGAGACAACUCAGGAGCGCAAAUCAAGGUGCAAGACCCAGACUCGUCAUCGCCAUCCGAACGGAAGAUUGUCAUCACUGGGGCUUCCAGCAACAACCAGAUGGCUAUUUACUUGAUCAACAAUCGUAUCGAGAUGGAUCGUCAAAAGAAUCAACAUAAUUACAAUAACAAUUAUAAUCACAACCAUAAUCAACCAAGUACUGCCAGCACAAACACCGCAGAGGCAUCUUCAGAACCUCAAGAGUCUGCCUAA